CAUUUCAGUGUCUAAAUCACGAGAAUAUCAUGUUUUUCUGCUUGUAUUGACAAUAUGAACCGGUGUUAUUGUUUGUGGCAAAAUAUCCAGCCGCUUGAUUUCUUUUGACGGCGCACGUCAUUUCCCGUGAUGCACCUCGUCACAGCAUCGCUGAACAUGGAGAGCGUAAACAAGCUGAAAAAUCCGUCAGUGAUCGCUGACAAUUUGAUCAAUUGAAGGCGUGUAGAAAUUAUAACGUCGUGACAUUCUGCAAUGGAGAGAGCAAGACGUGUUCACUGGUUUAAAUGGGAUAUUUAUUGGCAACAUUAGCGCUGGUGGGUUUGUUGCAAUGGGACCCAUUCUACAGGAAAGGACAACAUCCACGAUCCUGAAGAGGGUCCCAGUUAAAGAGAAGGUUAGAGUAAAAAAUACAGAAAAUACUGCAGUUGUGACCAGCAACAAUCAAACCGGAGACAAAAAAGUCAUUCAGAACCAGAACCCACAGAAGAAAAGCUCGGUGCAUAAGAAUGUCAUUUCCGGGCAGGACAAGGAUCCUUUACCCAGAGCUGAAAUUAAUGGCCAGCACAGGAACCGAACAAAGCAUGUCAAGAGUCCUAACACUGGCACAUACAAGUUGCUUCACACACAGUUUGAAGCUGAUAUAAGGUAUCCAAGGUCCAAGCCAUCUCCAUCAGAAUGUGCAGAGAAGAGGCCGAAAGUGCCGCAACAGUUCCCAUGCUGCAGUGGGGUUGAGAUGAACUAUGCAGCCCGAGAAAAGAGCCGGCGUGCUUUGUCACUUCCGCUGGCUCCUCAUCAGAUCCGCUUGCCUGAAAAUGUCCUAGACCUUGAGUCCCUGCGCCUCCUGAACCACAAAGAGGAUGACACAGACAGUGCUAGUGACCUGUCCGAUUCAGAGAGGCUCCCUGUGCUGCCUUCUCCCUGCACCCCUCCUCAGCUCAAUCUCAGAGCAGAAAUUGUUGACUCAGUAGAUCUGCAUCCACAUAUCCCAGGCCCCAGGACAGUGCAGACAGAAAGUGAUAGCUACAAUUAUCCUGAUUUCCUACCUCCACCUUUUAACACCUGGAGCCUGAGGCAACUUGCCAUCUUCUUGAACACGGAAGGGAAACGUGCACCGCGUCCAAAACCGGUUGGCCAGCUGGAGAUGUUUCUGGAACGUCUGCUGCAGCUAGAGUGGUAUCAGAUCCAGACCAUUCAGAAUGAGAGCAGCCAACCCAUGGCAACCUAUGUACGUUCUAAAGGUCGUGCCCCUAGUGGUCCACAAAUAGCCAGCCUUUCUCGGCCUCAUACAGCACCUCCAUCACGCCUUAGCUCCCCAAAAAGCAUGCGUCAGGGUCAGCGCCCUUUCCCUCUUGCUCCUCUGUCAUCCCUGGGAAGCCCAUCAUCAUGCCAGAUCUCUCGCUGCCUCUACUGCCACGUACGCUCCCCGCUUUGCAAUGGCAUCUGUUCUUCAUAUACCUACCAGCGACAUUCCCGUCUCAGCCCACUGCUGGAGCGCAAAACUACACCAACUAUCACACACAAAAGAAGCAAUAGCGAAAGUAGGGCUUCAGCCUCAGACAACAAAGCCAUGGGUAGACCUCAGUAUCCUGUAAGCCCAAAAAGUCCAAAAAAACAAAUGGAGGUUGCUGGAAAUCUGCAGAAAGUUUCUCAGGAACUGAGUAUGAAGAGCAAAAGACAGCCAUCAGUCUGGAAAGGGCACAGUGGGCAGGUUGCUGAAGCAGAGGGUCACAAAGAUUCACCUGUAGGCACGAGAAAUGCACUUGACAAGCGAGUCGUUACUGCUAAUAAACGAGACUUCCGGCUUUCAGGAAAGAGAGAACAAAAAGAAGUGCAGCAGACAGAGGUUGGGAGCAGUGGUGCAGUGCCUGGGGUUAAAAGAAUGGUCAGUGAUGAUAAUGGCAUUAAAGGGGCCAGGGCAGAUAGAAAGCUAAAAAAAUGCCCACUUAUCCAAGUAAAACAAUUACAAUGAACAUGCAUUAAUUCUCAAAAACUUGCUAAGCAACCAGAGUGCACAAUAUGUGUCAGAAUAAAUAUUUAUCUGCGAAGUAAUAUUUUGCAUUGCAUUGUAUUUACUACAAUCUAGUAGAUUUUUUCGAUGACAGCUAAUAUUUUGGUCUAAAAGGUGUGAUACUUUCAUUGUAUUAGUUUCUCCUUUAUUUUGCAAAUGAGGGUUAUUUUAUUUGGAUAUUUUUUAUUGAUAUUUAUUUGGAUAUGUUGUAUGACCCAUAAAAAGACAGUUACUAGUAAUGCUAAGUUAUAUUUAAGGCCUAUACAUUGAACAUUUGAUUAAGAUUAGUGAACAUUAGUGUUUAAGUGGUUUUUGCUGUCCUUCUGCCAGCAUCUUAAAGUUUGUUUGGACCUAAUAUAGUUCUGAUAUACAUUAAAGAAUGUAUAUUUUUGACACAAAUAAUGAAUGUUUUGUAGUGGAUAUAUGUAUUUUUGUAUGUAAGGGCUUUUCUCUGUUGAAUAUAAGCAAUUAUUUUUUGCUAUUUUGUCCAUAUUCUUGUCCAUAGUUUUAUUUAUUGCCCUUUGGUAGUUGUUAUACACCAUUUAUUGUACAGUAUAUUGCUUCAUCUUGUAUAAUACUCCAUAUUCUCUAUUUUGAGCAAUAUCUUGUAUUUCCUAGCUAUAGUUUUCAUAUCAUGUUGUAAUUGUUAAAAAGCUGUAAUCUUCAAAUCACAAAAUGUAGUUUUAGGAGCAUGUCUAUUAUUUAAGUAUUCUUUGUCUUUUUAUUUCUUUUAAUUUUAUUUCUUGGUAAAAGUUCACACAGUUGUUCAUUGUGUUUUGCUGUUGCAUGUGUUCAUUUUAUUGGAAAAGUAAUGUUAGUGUUUGAACAGCUCUUAUGAUUUAAAGAUAAACACCUUACUUGAAAAAUGUUGGACGGCACCUGAUUGAGAUAGUAGGCUACUUGCUACUGUAUUUCUGCACUUAACCUUUUAGUAAUUUAAUUUUAAUGUUUGUGUGUCAAAGGCAUUCAACCGGUAAAAACCUGUUUAUGGACCAUCGUUCUUUUGUCAUGCUAAAUGCACUAUUUGAUGAGAAAUGUUAUAAAAAUGAUUCAUGACCUCA
Messenger RNA from Tachysurus vachellii, 3069 nucleotides. RefSeq names its product family with sequence similarity 217 member Ba (gene fam217ba). The record is from RefSeq and is a predicted model, not a curated record. Bases 329 to 1969 code for a protein of 546 amino acids. The transcript has 5 exons. NCBI's taxonomy places the organism in Eukaryota, Metazoa, Chordata, Actinopteri, Siluriformes, Bagridae.